UACCAAUAUCCACAAUUUUUAAGUCAUAAAACAACUGUCAGUGUAGAAUUUAUUUUGUUUCAAAUUAAUUUAUAGAAUAUCGUAAGUACACAAUGUCUCAAAAUGUCACACCAUUAUUAGUCUCAUUGAAAAAAGGUGUUAAGUCAAUUCGAUUAACAAAGGCCAAUAACCAAAUACCUAUAGCUGACACACAAUUAGAUGCAAUAGUAACUUGUGAGCCCUCAGUACAACAUGAAUUAAAUCUUCAGCCACUAGACACCAAUAUUCAACUAAUCCCAAACAUUGAAGAAACUCAGACAGUCAUUUAUCAAGUAGUUUAUCCAGAAGAUUUAGAUUUAAAGCCCACAAACACCAAAAGGGGACGACCUAAGAGGAAGGUCCCACAAGACACCAAGCCACCAGAAGUGCCUGUUGAGCCACCGAAAUCGGCAAGAACGCGUUCAGGGAGACUCGUUAAACUGCCAAAGCACAUUGAGAAAGAUUUUAAAAAGAUCGAGAUAACCGAUGAGCCAGAGAUCAAAACAAGUGAAUUUGUUAGAUUUGAAGAGAGCAACAAAAAUGACAAUGUUGUGUACCAAGAAUUGGAGGUGCACCAGAAGAAAAGGACAAUAUCCGCUCAAUACAGAUGUCCAAAAUGUCAGAAGGCGUACUUGGGAAAGGCCAAAAUGGUGCAACACUUGGAGAAGUAUCCAGAUCAUGGACCUCUGUCUGACACAUUCAACAAGUUGAAUUUUGAUGUGUGGAACUAUUUGGUAGACAUAACUCAGAAAAGCCCGCCUGGCAGAAGGGGCAGCAAGUUUUGUGAGGAGCUCACUAAUUUAUUACACAAUGUUCAAUUGCUGACAAGUGCUUUAUUUAAAAAGGAGGAGGUUGAUAAUAAUGUACAAGUUGAUAAGGUUUUAGGUAAUGCAAUAGGUUUAAAUCCUGGGAAAUACAGGUUUGAUGAAAAUGAGCUGCAUAAGGAUGUUACAGUACUGAAAUUGAUUGGUAAUUCUGAUUUUUUUAAUCCUAAAAACAACACUAAUUUAUUCAACACAACAGAGAAGAUAAACGAAAAUAGUAAAAGUAUAGAGAACGUGCCUAAAAUAAAUAAGGCAGAUACUAAGCAAAUUUUUGAAGCUGAAAAUGUCAAACUUGAUGAGAACAAUUUCUUCUCAACUGAAGCAUUAAAGGCAUCUAGUCAUAUAGAUUUUAGAACUGGUAUCCUGGAAGAGUUUAAUUAUCAGGAUAACUCAGUUUUUAAGCCAAGCCUGCAGAAUUUGGCACAACCAAAUGGAUUUCCAACUUUCCAGGACAAGAAAACUGGUAUCCAAACAAUCUCAGUUGAAGAUACCACAUUGGGAACAUUCACAAAGAAAUCUGGGGCAGAGGUGCCAAUGUUGGACAAUCAAAUAACUUUGCACAGUGAUUUAUUGUCAGAAAAUAGUCUACUUAAUGCAUUACCUCAUGAGUUGAUGUCUGCAGUGGAUUCAAGUGCAAAUCUACUUGACAACUCAAUAAGUUCUGAUGAAGUAAUGAACGUUGAUCAAUUUGUCAAUGAGCGGUUUAAGAAGAUUACUGAGCCUGACUUAGACUUGAGUACUGGUUCAUUGAAUUUAGAUUUGCCCAAUUUGGAUUUAUUCAACUUUCAUACUUCUUGAGUCAUACUUUGUCACUGAAUUUUUUAACAAUGUUUUUGUAAGUGAUUUUUUAUAGGACUGUGCUGAUUCAUUUAUAUUGUGAUAUAUUUAUUUAUAUUGGAAUAACUAAAAUAUACAGAUAACUCAUUUGUUUCUCCCAACUGUAAUACAACUAAUUUUUAUAGGAC
This is a messenger RNA of Aethina tumida (small hive beetle), 1807 nucleotides long. RefSeq lists its product as uncharacterized. The record is from RefSeq and is a predicted model, not a curated record. NCBI's taxonomy places the organism in Eukaryota, Metazoa, Arthropoda, Insecta, Coleoptera, Nitidulidae. Bases 93 to 1640 code for a protein of 515 amino acids. The transcript has 3 exons.